GAUUAGGUUUUUGGUCUCUCUUAAAACACUCUCCAUUGCGGCUAGGGUUUUGAGGUAUCUCUGUCGAGUGACCUAACUUAUUGGUUUACGCAGAUCUGUAUCAAUGGCGGUGAUGUUAAGCUAGGGUUUGUUGGUCGCCUUCGGAGUUUUAAGCUAGGGUUUUGUUUUGUGGUUGGAGGGUACAAUCAGAAAUGGCGACCAUGAACCCUUUCGACCUAUUGGGAGACGACGAUAGCGAGGACCCCUCGCAGCUGAUCGCAGCUCAGAAGAUCGUGCCGAAGAAGGCCCUGGCUCCCACUCAAGCGGCGGCUCCCGCUCAGCAGGCCAAGCCGGCCAAGCUGCCCUCCAAGCCUGUGCCUCCAGCUCAGGCCGUGAGGGAGGGAAAGAACGAAUCUGGGCGUGGAGGUGGUCGUGGUGGACGUGGAUAUGGGCGUGGUCGUGGUGGAGGUGGAUUUAAUCGAGACUAUGCUAACAAUGAGAACUCCUUCAGCAACAUGGGAGUUGCUGGUGGUCAAGGUGCCCCUGAAGACGGAGAAGGUGGAAAACCCUCUGAAAGGCGUAACUAUGGGGGGCCUCGUCCUCCUUUCCGCGGCCGCCGUGGUGGCUUCAGUAAUGGAGAAGCAGGGGAUGGGGACCGCCCCCGUAGGGCAUUUGAACGUCGUAGUGGGACUGGUCGUGGAAAUGAGCUCAAACGAGAAGGGUCUGGCCGUGGGAAUUGGGGAACUGAGACUGAUGAGCUAUCUGGGGUCACUGAGGAAGUUGUCAAUGAAGGUGAGAAGAAUUUGGGGGCUGAGAAGCCUGUAGGGGAAGAAGAUGUGGCAGAUGGCAACAAGGAGAAUCCUGUGAAUGAACCUGAAGAAAAGGAACCUGAGGAAAAGGAGAUGACACUUGAGGAGUAUGAGAAGGUGCUGGAAGAAAGGAGGAAGGCUCUGCAGACACUUAAGGCUGAGGAAAGAAAAGUGGAUGUUGAUAAAGAGUUCAAGUCCAUGCAACAGCUUUCAAGCAAGAAGGGGAAUGAUGACAUCUUCAUCAAAUUGGGCUCUGAUAAGGAUAAGCGGAAAGAGGCUGCUGAGAAGGAAGAGAGAGCCAAGAAGGCUGUCAGCAUUAAUGAGUUCUUGAAGCCUGCUGAAGGGGAGAGGUUCUACAGCCCAGGUGGUCGUGGUCGAGGGCGUGGUCGUGGUUCUAGAGGUGGGUAUGGUGGAGGCAAUACAAUGAGCAAUGUGGCAGCCCCUUCCAUUGAAGAUCCAGGACAGUUCCCAACCUUAGGUGCCAAGUGAGAUUUUGUCUUACCCCCCACUUCCAAUCUCUCUUUGGUUUUUCCUUUCCUUGGGCUUCUGUCCUUCAAUCUUGAGCGGGAAAUUGACUAGAAUAAUGGGGUUUCCUGUAUCAAAAAGAUCUCUUAAAUUUUAUGCCUUAAAAAUGUAAAUUUCAGGUGUUUCAUGCGUUCCCCUGUAGUUUUUCGUUUUUAAGUGGUAUGCUGUGUUUUCUUUCUUUCUUUUCCUCUUAUUAUUGGCCGUUUUGAGAAUUUGGGGCAUGUGAAACAAUUUAUUUAUGACUAGAAAUUGAUGUUGCUCAGUUUUGUUUCUGGAAUAGAUGGGACGCGAUUUUGCUUAUUUCUGAA
Vitis riparia (riverbank grape) is the source of this 1621-nucleotide messenger RNA. Its product is annotated as RGG repeats nuclear RNA binding protein A-like. The coding region runs from base 192 to 1277 and encodes 361 amino acids. NCBI's taxonomy places the organism in Eukaryota, Viridiplantae, Streptophyta, Magnoliopsida, Vitales, Vitaceae. The record is from RefSeq and is a predicted model, not a curated record. Gene Ontology annotation, cellular component: cytoplasm; nucleus. The transcript has 7 exons. Gene Ontology annotation, molecular function: RNA binding.